AUGAGCAAUUUAAAAAAGGAAGAAACCUGUCAGAAUGACGAAAAGGAAGUAACUGAACAGGCGACAGCCUUGACGAAUGAGAAAGGCUCCAGCGAAUCGAUGCCGAAGAAAAAAGUCACAAAGAAAGUCAGUUUCCUCCUUGAUGAGAAUAGCACAAAUGGGAAAAAGGAAAAUGUCAAAAUGGAUGCCGGUUCUUUGGAGGGGCAUCGAAAUGGGCAUUCUUCCCACGCAGACACAGACGAGGGGAAACACAGUAACCGUGAGCAACGUGAUGGCCAACCAAGUGACCCUCAAAAAAGUGACUGCAAGGGGAAGGACUUUGUGAAUAUCAGUUGGGCCAAGUGCAGCAACGUCGGUGAACGAAACGGUGGCGAAUUCUGGGGAAAAGAAGAAGACACCCCCAAUGGCAGUUCAUGCAACGGAAACGAGCACAAGCUAUUCUCCAACGAGGACAAUCAGCAUAGGCGCUUCCACACUCAGUUCAAAUUCUUCGAAUCACAGGAGAUGCAGCACAAGAUGUUCAUCUCCCAGGAAAAUCAACACAAGUUGUUCGCCGCGGGGAGCAAACAUAACGAAUACAAAGAUAAGGAAAAAGAGCCAGUGUAUGUUAAAUUCGACAAACGUGAGUGCGCGAAGAAUGAGCAAAAUUCUGCCUUUUUGACGGAUGAACUCAAGGGGGGCGAGGCUGAAGAGAUGGUUGCCAGUGGAAAGAACCGCGAAGGGAGGGAAAAAGCGGAAAUGCAAAUUAAAGAGGAAGCCAAAAUGGAUACCAAAACGGAGGCCAAAAUGAAGUCCCAAAUGGAGGUUAAAACGGAACACACGGAUUUUGAAAAGUCGUACAACGAGAGUCUAAAUAAUUUCCGUGCGUCCUCCUUUGUCGACAUUCUGAACUCCAUGCAGGGGAGUGGAAAAGGACGAAACGCAGGGACAAAUGAGCCGAUACUAAAUGGGACUACCCCCAAUGGGAAUGCUCCCCAUGAGUACCUCCCCCCCACUAACGAGAAGGACUACGAAAACGUGGACUCCCUAGAAAACAAACAAAACGACAGCAUGCAACUGAUUGCGUGCAUCCUGUGUGGAGACAGCAUAAAGGCGAACACAUCCAAAAUGUGCAGUAACUGCAUUUUGCAAAACGUAGAAAGUAGUAGCGCCAACAUAAAUAAGGACACCUACCUUAUAUACUAUUGCCGAGAGUGUAAAAGGUACCUACACAACAGGUGGGUAUAUUGCGAAUUGGAGAGCAAAGAAUUACUAGCCUUAUGCUUAAAAAAAGUGAAUAAAUUGAAGAAGCUAAAAAUAUUGGACGCAAAAUUCUUAUAUACAGAACCGCACAGUAAAAGAAUCAAGAUUCACCUGAGCGUGCAAGAGGAACUAAUCAACAAUUUCAUCAGCGAGAUGGAGUUAAUCUUACAUUACGUAAUAAAAUAUACCCAGUGUGAUGACUGCAAGAAGACUUAUACUCCCUACACAUACAACACUUGCGUAUCGGUUAGACAAAAAGUGGAACAUAAAAAAACACUCCUCUUUUUGGAAAGCUUAUUAUUAAAAUAUAAUAUGAACGAAAAUAUUAUUAAUAUAGUAUCUAAUCCAGACGGCUUGGAUUUUCAUUUUUUAUCACGGACAGACGCGCUCAAAUUCUGCGAUUUCAUUUUAAGCAAGACAAUGUCAAAAUGUAAAAACUCCAAACAUUUGAUAAAUCACGAUGCGAAUAAUAACACAUACAAUUAUUUGUACUCCUUCUCAAUCGAUAUUUGUCCCAUAUGUAAAUACGAUUUGAUUUUUUUUCCGAAAGAUUUAUCAAUCAAGUAUGGAAUGAAAAGCACCUUCUAUCUUUGUCUGCACGUAUCCAUAUUCAUCAUAUUGAUUAAUCCUUUCUGUUCUGCUAAUUCUGCUCAUAUAUCGCAAGAGAGGUACAACAAACACCCCUUCUUGCCCCUCCUGAGCAAAGCAGACUCCAAGGUUUUCCUCAUACUCAACGUCGAAUACAUCGACAACGACCCGUAUUCCAAGAGUGAGAGGAAAGGUGGUGCCUCCGUGUCCAAUGCCAGAUGCCUUAAUUCCAUUAGAGAUGAUAUGCAAGAGGAUAAUGCAUCCGUGAAUGGACGACAAAAGGGAUCAUCAAAUCGGUCAUUCCGAACCAAGGAUAAGAAUGUUAGCUUGAAGAGGAAAACGAAAAAUUCGGUCAGCCCAAACACCGUGGAGGAAUUUUCCUCCGAUGACCUCCUGCAAAUGAACGAAGACAACGGCUCCUUCGCAGACACAAAGAGUUGCAAAUCCUCUUCCAGAAAAGUAAAGCUAGAUAAACUCGUUUACGCGUUCGUCGAGCUGUAUGACGAAUCUGAGGGAAACACCAUACUCACCAAAACGUGUAACGCUAGACAUUUAAAACCAGGAGAUUAUGUAAAUGCAUAUGACCUAAGAAAGCAUACCUUCGACAAUGACAUCAGCUUAUAUUUGGAGAAGGAGGACAACUAUAGCAUAAUCAUUAUUGAUAAAGUGAAGCCAAAGGAGAGACAGAAAAUAGAAAACGAAUUACAAGUACAAAAUAAUAAUAUAGAGACCAUGAAAAAUAUUAAUGAGGAGGAUAUCUUUAAGUCCAUCCUUCUGAACAACUGUGCUGGUAUGGAGAAUAUGACCAUCCGCUGA
Molecule: messenger RNA, 2646 nt
Organism: Plasmodium knowlesi strain H
Lineage: Eukaryota; Apicomplexa; Aconoidasida; Haemosporida; Plasmodiidae
Product: NMD3-like protein
Exons: 1
Coding region: 1-2646 (881 amino acids)
Biological process (GO): ribosomal large subunit export from nucleus
Cellular component (GO): cytoplasm; nucleus
Molecular function (GO): ribosomal large subunit binding
Source: RefSeq, a predicted model, not a curated record